Boleophthalmus pectinirostris (great blue-spotted mudskipper) is the source of this 7082-nucleotide messenger RNA. It is a transcript of the gene katnal1, whose product is annotated as katanin p60 subunit A-like 1. Bases 483 to 1943 code for a protein of 486 amino acids. The record is from RefSeq and is a predicted model, not a curated record. Gene Ontology annotation, molecular function: microtubule binding; ATP binding; microtubule severing ATPase activity. Gene Ontology annotation, biological process: microtubule severing. Lineage: Eukaryota; Metazoa; Chordata; Actinopteri; Gobiiformes; Gobiidae. Gene Ontology annotation, cellular component: microtubule cytoskeleton. The transcript is spliced from 11 exons.
UUGCAACUGGUUGGUUGCCGGUUUUGGACGCUGCAAGUCAUCCAGAUCCAUGAAGUCAACAGAAAGCAUGGAGUUUGACUUCUUCAGUGAUGGAUCUUUAGCAUCUACUAGUGGGCAACCUCUGUCAUGAAUAGAUUAAAAACAAACAAACAAAAACAAAACAAAAAAUAAAAUUUUAUUGUAUAAUUCACUACCACUUAUUUCCAAGUGUGACAUGCACAGUUAUACAGUAUAUAUUGUUGAGUUGUACUUUUAUUGUAGAUAUUUUAUACGCUAAAUAUCUGUGCGUAUAGUAGAACACACUAAUGCACUUGCCUUCCCUGACUGUAUUUGAACGCACCUCGGUAGAUCUCCGUAUUCAGCACACAGCGUGUCUCCGCGGCCAUGGAAACACAUUGGACCAACAGACCGCGGAUUUUAUCCAUCAAAAGGACCAGGCGCUUUCAGGGCACAAGAAGCUAAGCUAAAGUGAAUGAAAUAGAAUGAAUAUUGCAGAUAUUUGUGAUAAUGCCAAGAAGGGGCGUGAAUAUGCUCUUCUGGGCAACUAUGACUCCUCCAUGGUGUACUAUCAAGGAGUUAUUCAGCAGAUCCAUAAGCAUUGUCAGUCACUCAAAGAUCCUGCUCUCAAAGUCAAAUGGCAACAGGUAAGGCAAGAACUAACUGAGGAGUACGAACAAGUCAAAAGCAUCAUGGGAACACUUGAGAGCUUUAGGUCUGACAAACCAGUUGACGUCCACACACCCCAGUCAGAAGAGAGAUGUGAGGAUCCAGCUGUGUGGCCUCCUCCCACUCCAGCAGAGCACAAAAACCCUGUUCCUCUUAAGAGGCCCAGCAGCGGUGUAAAGCAACAGAAGAAGGACUCGCCUGCUCUACAGCAUCGACCUGUAAACCGUGGCCAGGACAGACCAAAACCUGAACGACCAGGAAACAGAGACGCCAGAGCCAAGUCCAAAGAAGAUAAGCCCAUAAAGAAGGCAUCUUCUGACGCACAAGGAGAUGUAGAGAAAAGAUUUGAUGGCACAGGAUAUGACAGUGACCUUGUGGAUUCACUGGAAAGAGAUAUUGUGUCCCGAAAUCCCAAUGUUCACUGGGAUGACAUUGCUGACCUAGAAGAUGCUAAGAAGCUGCUGAGAGAAGCAGUGGUCCUGCCCAUGUGGAUGCCAGAUUUCUUCAAGGGCAUUCGUCGCCCCUGGAAGGGUGUAUUAAUGGUAGGCCCUCCAGGCACUGGCAAGACCAUGUUAGCCAAAGCUGUAGCAACUGAAUGUGGAACUACUUUUUUCAACGUGUCAUCCUCCACCCUCACGUCCAAAUAUCGGGGCGAAUCAGAAAAACUUGUCCGCUUGCUGUUUGAAAUGGCUCGGUUUUAUGCACCAACUACAAUCUUCAUAGAUGAAAUUGACUCAAUAUGUGGAAGAAGAGGAACAUCUGAUGAACACGAAGCCAGUCGCAGGGUCAAAUCGGAGCUGUUGGUUCAAAUGGAUGGUGUCGGGGGAGCAAUGGAGAAUGAUGACCCUUCAAAGAUGGUUAUGGUUCUGGCUGCAACAAAUUUCCCAUGGGACAUAGAUGAAGCUCUCCGACGGCGGUUGGAAAAACGUAUCUACAUCCCCCUACCCACAGCCGUGGGUAGAGUGGAACUACUGAAAAUCAACUUAAGAGAAGUGGAGUUAGCAGAUGAUGUGAAUCUGGACCUCAUUGCUGAAAAGAUUGCUGGUUACUCUGGAGCGGACAUUACCAACGUUUGCAGGGAUGCUUCAAUGAUGGCUAUGCGUCGCCGAAUUCAGGGACUGACCCCUGAAGAGAUCAGAGCGCUGUCCAAAGAUGAGCUGCAGAUGCCUGUGACUAUGGAGGACUUCACUCUCACACUAAAGAAAAUCUCAAAAUCCGUCUCUGCUGCUGAUUUGCAAAAGUAUGAGGCAUGGAUGGCUGAAUUUGGUUCAGUUUAAAGACAGGUACAAAUGAAGAAAAAUGGAAGGUGAGGAAAUGAGUAAUCUGUCACAACAAAUUUAAAUAUAGGACUCACCACAUUUUGACUUGAUUAGAAAGUGAAUGUCCACUUUUAGUACUACUGGUUUAUAAUACUUGAAAUAGCAUAGUUUUUAAAAUAUUGUUGUACAAUAUUAAUUUAUUUAAAAUGUUAUAUAGACCUACACCGCGCCCCACAACGCCGCACCCCACACGCUGUACCCCACACUAACCUAAUAACCAUAAAUCCUAACCACGAUUCUAACCCCUAGCUCCAACCCUAAGGCUAGGCCUUACCCUAACCCUAACUCCUAACCUAACCCUGCCAUUUUUGUAAAUUUUUGCACAUUUAUUUAAAAAAAAUAUAUCAAAGAUGGCAACACAAUGUGAGAUGGGGUGAGAGCAUGUCACAAAUAUAUGUACCAAAUUUUGUGUGUGUGUGACAAAUAAAAUGUUAUCGUUCUAGCCAAAUUUCCUAGUGGGCACUGUUAAGUAGCUUUAGGGUAGAGAGUUUAAGAACAGAUUCAAAUUUCACUGAAUUUGUAAAAAUUCAAAAUUUCCAAAAUUCCGAAAGCUGCUUCUUCAGCUCUGGUGAUUUGCCUCCCAUCUACAACUCCAUCCUCAGACCUAAAUCAAAACUAAGAAAACAAUAGGGAUAGCAAGGUCAGGUCCAGAGGUGUGAAAGCACCCAUUAUGGGCCUGAAUGAUUAUGCUUGUAUGACCCCAUGCUCAGUGCAGUUCAGUAGAUGCAUCAAGAAUUUUGGACUUCCAGUCAUUGCGCAAUGCAUACUGGGAAGGAUUUUCCAAAAAAAGUGAGCAUCAAACCGCCAUGUUUGUUUUCCCAGUGGGAUGCGUCUAUUGACAAAGCCAGUCUUUUCUAGUCUUUUGAACCAUAUCCCUUUUGUUUCUGGUUCUGAUAUUGUCAUAUUUUAGUUUUGGGAUACGGACAUUGUAAUUGUGUGGUUGUUGGAUGUCCUAACACCGGAAAUCGGCUUGAGAAAUUUGUUUGCAAACUCCAUAAAUGCAAAAGGGAAUCAGAUCUGUGUGACUGCAAAACCUCUGUUCACACUGUUUCCCUUCCCAACGGAAUUGAAAAAUAGUGACAGACGAAGGCAAUGGGCAGUAUUGAUCCACAGGAAGGACGAAAAAGGUAACCUUUGGCUGCUUAAAUCAUCCUGAGUUUGCAGCAAACAUUUUGUAUGUGGAGCACCAUCAAAGCAAAAUCCCGAUCCCUCGCUCCACCUUGGUUACGAAUUUAAAAAGUCAACGCCAAAGCAAAAGGCACCAACUGUUCUUCAAGAAACACCUUCUACUGCAAAGUGACCAAGAUGUGAUGUUGCUGUAAAGCCACAAGAACAAGAAAGUGCGAGCUCAGCCUGUUUGUCUUCUGUACCUUUCGCUUAACAAACGGGAUCCCGCUUGAUGGCGCUCCACAUACAAAAUGUUCAAUGCAAACUUGUUAUGAUUUAGGCAGUCAAAGGUUACCUUUUUUGUCCUUCCUGUGGAUCAAUGCUGCCCUUCGCCUUCCACUAUUUUUCAAUUCUGUUGGGAAGGGAAACAGUUUGAACAGAGGAGGUCGGAAGUCCGAAAUGGCAAGACACAGUGAAAUAUUAGAGCAACUUUCUGUGAACAUUCAUUGAGUACGAGUACUAUGUCACUGGUCGCGGGUUUGCCCGCCAGCUGCUUGUCUCCAUGGAGAUGUUAUUGCAAAGCGAUGGUCAAAGCAUUAAUCAGUAAAGCUGAUUCACAGUAAAGCUGACAGCACUUAGCAUGCUAACACACACUUCCUUCAUAUCGGACAAUAAAAUGCAUGUCUCUACUUGGCCAAGACAUAUUUUGUACAAAUACACAAGGAAAAAUCUGGUAGAGGGCCUUAGCUAAAUAUUCUAUCUUUUGAAUGGUGAAAAAGUGCUCAAAAUGUCACCUAUAACAGGAAGAUGAAACAACUCUCCAUGAAGGCAAACAAAUCAUUGGCAAAACCUCCAAGAAAAGUUACAUUGUGCAGCUUUAAAAUUAGAGCAGGUUACAGGGUAAUAAGAAGGGUUUGUAGAGUUCUUCAUCCUCUGAGCUUUCUGAGGGCCUGGGGACCUCCUGGCUGGGCCUCUCACUGGACCUGGUUCUGGACUCCUUUCUGGAGGACUCUGGGGUUUGUUAAGGCUGCUCCUGAGUCUGAGUUUGGAGACACUGUAAGAGCAGAGAGAUCACUGUAGUAAAUGUGUGGUACAACAGUUGAACCAAAAUCGCUGUUGGAUGGACAUAAAUUGCAAAUCGCAAAGGCUGCAAUUUUUUAAGUUCCAGAAUUUCCUCUACACACAAAAUAUACAGUCUUAUUUUGUAUAAAAACUGCACACCCUGUAGUUUAGAUCUGUACAAACAUACUCUGAAAUGUGAGCUGUGAGAGAGAUACCGUACCAGGGCGACAAGAUCCUAAUGUAAGUCAAUUGGAGCCAGGGUCAGAAGGAGCUGGAAGCACCUCCUGGCGAACUUCACACAGUGGCUAGCGCUUUAGCUACGUCCAUUCAUAUAUACGGUCUAUGAGCGUAAUUGAUAACGUGUCUGACUAUGGAUCAGAAGAUUCUAGGUUGGACUCCUGGCUAGCUCGCCACAUUUUUGGUCUUAUGUAGCAUAUACAGCAUGUAGAUGCUGGCCAAAAGAGGUACAAAGGGGUUAUUGUAGGCUAGGAGAGAAGGUAGGUAUCAGCUCUCAGAGGUGCAUAACAGUAAUAAUACUAGGAGACAAUAAUUUCAGUUUGUGACUGGUGCUGUGUAUUAACAGUGAUACUCAACUAACCAAUCAGCAGGGCAUGUCUUUAGUCCACAAAAAUGUUUGACAGCACCUAUAGCUAGUGAUCGCCUCCCGAUACCAUACCACUGUCAAGGUAUGUGUUUGACGAGGAAACAACAUUAUAACAUAGAUUGGAAAAUAGUGUCAUAUGGACCCUUUAAAUAUAAAUCUAUAAAGGGCUCUGGAGUUGGUCAUGUGGUCUUCAUCUUCACUGGUGGGACUUUAAUGGUCGCCGCUCUUACCUGAGCCAUGAGGUCUACACCCAAAGGAGCCCUGAAAGACAAACCAUGUGUGUCAGAUACCCUCCCAUUGUCCUAUAGUCCUGUGUGUCCGAUGCCCUCCUGUUCUACUGUAUGUUCUUGUGUCUCAAAUGCCCUUCCAUCCUCCCAUAGCCCUGCGUGUCAGAUGCCCUCCCAUCCUCAGGUACUUUUUUUUACCUCCGCCAAGGAGGUUAUGUUUUUGCCGGCGUUUGUCUGUUUUGUUUGUCUGUUAGCAACAUAACUCAAAAAGUUAUGGACCGAUUUUGAUGAAAUUUUCAGGGUUUGUUGGAAAUGUGAAAAGGAAGAAGUGAUUUCAUUUUGGGGGUGAUCUGAAAGAAAUCCUGGAUUCUGGAUCACUUUGAAAUUUUAGUUAACAUUAUGGUAAAUGGGGCCAAAAAUUUUGUUUCUCAAUAUCUCGGUUAAUUAUUGACCAAACCCCAUGAAAUUUGACUCAGGGAUGGACAAUGGGAUCCUCUUUCAUAUUCCAAAGGCUGAUCCGGAUCUGAUCCAGAAGACUGAUUUUAUCGCAAUUUAUAUAAAAAAUGGGGGUAGUCCUUGGCAGAGGUCUGCGCUCUCGUGAGUGCUUUUCUAGUUUUUUUUUUUCUGUGUGGUUUUGCAAUUGGUGCACUAGCCAGUAUUGAAACUUUUUCCUUAUAAUUGGAACUACUAGAAUUGGGACUACUACUGUAUGUCCAGUCCCUGUCAGAUGCCCUCCCAACCCCUGCAUCCCCAUAUUUAACUGAGAUUGAGAAUGAGAUUUGUCACAGUUCUGCCUUUUUGUUUACACGUUUUCCCCAGUCCAGUUCCAUUUCUCAGUUUGUUCCGGUCCUCCUUUUGCCACCUUCCUCCUUUCCCUACAGCUGCCUCUCAUUCCCUAAUCAGCCCAGCCUAGUCUUUAUAUACUCCUCCUGCUCAGUCAGUCUUUGCCAGAUUGUCAACCUGUCAAGACAUACAAUCAAGCUUUCUUUGAACCUCUUUAUCUCUGUACUCUGUUGUUUGCAUUUAGUGCAAUUCUGAUUUAUUUCCUUGUUGGUCUUACCUGCUUCUGUGUUUAUUUCCCUGCUUGUUUUCCAUUUAGAGUAUUUCCCAGUUUUUGGAUGAUAUUUUCGUUCACGUUUGAUAAUCAUAUAUUCUUUUGUUGUCAGUCUGAUUUAUUAAAUAUAAUCUAAACAUGUUUAUCAUUACUUGUUAAAGGACACUUUCUGUUAUUAAAUUAAGCCUUUGUUUGCCUGCAUGCUUGUGUGGCAUUUGAGUCCAAGUUACCUGCAUGAUAAGAUUUCAGUUUGAUUGAAAUCAAAUCAGUAAAAAAGAAAACCUUGUUUAAUAACAGAUGUUCACAUCCGGAGACAGCAUUCCCUUCUUUUUUCUGAAUCUCUCCACACUAUUCUUGGAUGAAAAUAUAAAAAGCAACAAAAUAAUUACUAUCAUAAUUUUACGUUAAGGAACUGUAUGUGGCCUGUACCAGUGUAUGUGGUCUGCACUAACUGGUGCUAAAAGAUAACUAAAAGCUAUUACAAUCACAACUGAUCUUGUGUUUCCAGAGCCUUAACCUGCAGACAGAGGACACAUCCAAAUGUUUCUCAUUCACAGCAUAUGAACAGGCCAUGCCUCAUGUGAAAGAUCAGAAACUCCAGAAUUCACUCACUGGGCUAGGGUUUGAGUUAGGGUUAUGGCUAGGGUUAGAUGUAAGCUUAACUUACAUUCAGGGUUAGGCUUAGCGAGAGGGUUGGGGCUAGGGGUUAGAGUCAUGGUUGGGGUUUAUGGUUAUUAGGGUUAGUGUGGCUGUGGUGUUUGAGGGGUGUGAUGUUUGCGAGUGCUAUAUUUGAUCUUCUUUUCUGUCCUUUACAAAAGAUUCUAAUCCUCACAGUAUGGAAAUAACCUGUUUACUUUGAACUGUAACUUUGUCCCAGGAUAUAUCUUUGCAUGGUCACCAUUUAGUUUGAACGACGCCUUGUCUAGUUUGCAAUGUCAACAGACCAUUAUACUCUUGGCUUAUGUUUUUAAUUGAAAUGCAAAGUAAAAUUUUUACAUGUUUUAAAUCUGGACUAUACUGUUUUCAAGCUGUUUUUGCUGUUG